Messenger RNA from Staurois parvus, 484 nucleotides. NCBI's taxonomy places the organism in Eukaryota, Metazoa, Chordata, Amphibia, Anura, Ranidae. The record is from the annotation of a GenBank genome assembly.
UCGGUAUGUACAGGAGAGGAGUGUGGAGGUAUGACAGUGAUAGGUAUGCACAGGAGAGGAGUACGGAGGUAUGACAGUGAUCGGUAUGUACAGGGGAGGAGUGUGGAGGUAUGACAGUGAUCGGUAUGUACAGGAGAGGAGUGUGGAGGUAUGACAGUGAUCGGUGUGUACAGGAGAGGAGUACGGAGGUAUGACAGUGAUCGGUAUGUACAGGAGAGGAGUGGGAGGUAUGACAGUGAUUGGUGUGUACAGGAGAGGAGUGUGGAGGUAUGACAGUGAUCGGUAUGUACAGGAGAGGAGUGUGGAGGUUAUGACAGUGAUCGGUAUGUACAGGAGAGGAGUGUGGAGGUAUGACAGUGAUCGGUAUGUACAGGAGAGGAGUGUGGAGGUAUGACAGUGAUCGGUAUGUACAGGAGAGGAGUGUGGAGGUAUGACAGUGAUCGGUAUGUACAGGAGAGGAGUGUGGAGGUAUGACAGUGAUCGG